CCUGUUUGUGCUUGUGUAACAUUUCUCCCUACCGCGCCGAAUAAAAACCCUAUUAUUUUCUUGCUCUCGCGCUCUCUCUGUUUCAUAAUCUUUGUGCGCGAGCUGUGAAGUUUGAGCUUUCCUUCAUGUCUACCGCGGCGGCAGGGGGAUAUGAAGGAGGAGCAGGUGGGAAAUUUCGAAAAAGACCGUUUCGAAGACAGACGACGCCAUAUGAUCGACCAGUGACCGCACUGAGGAACCCUGUGGAAGGAGGGAACAACAAUGGAUGGCUUUCGAAGAUUGUGGAUCCAGCUUCUAGAAUUAUCGCCCGAAGUGCUCAGAGUUUUUUCUCUUCUGUGUUCCGCAAGAGACUUCCCGCUCCAGAGACGGUUUCAGCAGAGGCAGACCGUGAACUGCGUAAUGAACCUACUGAAGCAGUUUCUGCUUCACAGAAUCCUUUUGGGGUACAAGAACCAGUUGUCAAUGGAAGUGAUGACCUGAAUAAUCAUUCUGACAAUAGUGGGAUUGGUGAGCUUGAGCAGAUUCUGAAGCAGAAGACAUUUACUAGAGCUGAGAUCGACCGUUUGACUGAACUACUGUGUUCAAGAACUGUUGAUAUACCUGCCGAGGAUGAGAAGAUAAGAUCUGAACCUAGUACAUCGCAACCAGUAGCUUAUAAUCUCAAAGUGAAAUCUGCAAAUGUUCUAGUGCAAGAAAAUGGACUCGAUACCCAUAGAUUGCUGGGAGAGGCUUCAGCCCCUGCUGUUAGUUCAAGUGUCCUUGAAGAAGACAUUGCAUCGCCUGCAGAGCUUGCAAAAGCUUAUAUGGGUAAUAGACCUUCAAAAGUGUCCCCAUCAACAUUAGGUUUGCGUAGUGUCAGAGAAGAGGUACCUUUGCUAAGUAAUGUCCCAUUUCCAAGGAAGUCAUCUGGUAUGUCACGUGUACCAAGAUCAUCAGUUCGCUCUGCUGGCAUCCCUGGGGUUUCUGAAAAUGGUCAUCAGACCCCAAGAUCUCAAGGGAGAUCUGCCAUCUACAGUAUGGCUCGUACCCCAUAUUCCAGAAUUCAUACCACUGCCAAGGGUAUUGGGGAUACAGAUGAUCGGUUUGCUGGCCCAUCAACAUCUCCCUGGACGUUGGAGAGCAGCAUGGUUUCUAUUGGAAAGCAGGUCUCAAAGCGGAGGAGUUUAGUUUUAGAUAAUGAUAUUGGAUCUGUUGGCCCCAUACGCAGGAUCCGUCAAAAGACCAAUCUGAUGUCUCCUAAAAGUAUUGGCUCACUGGCUCCUGAGACUCCUAUUCGUGCUCGUGGAACUGCAUUGGGUUCUGAUUUUGCUCAAGGUUCUGUUUCUUUGACUCAGAAGCCACUUCUGUUGGAAGAACCCAGGCAUAACACCCCAAAGAUGAGAAUUGCAGUAGAUGGGAGCAAUAGCAUCCCCGGAACAAGUUUUGCUUCUGUUCCUUCUCAGUCAAGUGAGAUGGCCGAAAAAAUUUUGCAGCAGCUUGAUAAGCUGGUGCCUUCUCCAAAGGAGAAAUCAUCUGAGCUCAAGCUAGCUACUGCCAGGGAGAAAUCAUCUGCAAAACUUUCACUUAAUAUGUUACAUGGCCAGGCUUUUCAGAGGGUGGAUGAAGUAGGUUCAUCAAAGUUUCUGAAUAAUGUCCAAAGUACUGGUACUUUGAAUGCCGUUGGUGGUGCAGCUCUACCUGUUAUUCAAGAUUCUGCCUAUCGAAAGCUGGACAAAGUUGAAGAAAAUGGCUGGUUGAAGAUUGCUGCUUCUGGAAACAAAUUGGCUUCUGAGGCUAAUGGCACAGAAAAAACUGCAUUGAAAAAAGAAACUGUCCCUAGUUUUAGGACUGCAGAAUCUGUGAUUUCCAACUCUGUUGUCACCCAUCCACAGAAGAAACAAGCCUUCCAGAUGAUUGCGCAUGAGGAUUCUCUGGAGCUGGAUAAUGAUUGUUGUAUUACCAAAGGUGUACAUACAGCUGAUGGAAAUGAAAAACUAGAUGAUGCAACUGUGGAGGAGAACAAAACUGUUGCUGCUGAAACAGUUACUGUGGAGAAGCCUUCAAUUUCUGAAAACAAAACUCCUACUAGUUUGAUAUUGAACAAAUUCAGUGUUACAGGAGUUUCUGAUGGUCCCAGGGUUAAUCAAAAGAACCCUGGUUUUGCUGCUCCAGUGACAUCAAUGUUGAGCACAGUUGCUCAGCCGGCUAUCCUCUGUCAGUCACCUCCAUUGUUUGGUAAUGUAGUUCCAACAAAGGGACCACCAGCUUCUUCUGCGAUGUUCAACUUUGGGCCCGAAGUCGCAGUCGUACCAACACCUUUUACAUUUUCAUUGGUUUCCAGUUUCAGUGAAUCAUCAGGACGGAAAUUUGGUGCUGAGUCAGGCUCAGAGCUGGACACAUCAAGCAGCCCUGCUACAAUUGGUGCUACAGCGACAGAAGUUAUUACCAAAGCUGCAGAAUCAGAUACAGGGGGUAAAGAAAAUGUGCUGAAGACUGGAGACUUGUUCAGGAAACAUGAAAAUGCCACUUUUUCAAGUGUGUCAACGUCAACCACUGCAAGCACUUUCUAUUUCAACAAUUCAAAGAACAAUUCAAAUCUAAGCAAUGGUUCAAUUGCACCAUCAACUUCGUUAUUCUCAGUCCCUGCUUCUUCAGUGCCAGCUUCCACUAUUUCUGCAAAUUUGAGUUUUGUGAAUGGCUCUGCAACCACUGGCAUCACCACCACCGGCAGCCUCUCUGCCUCAGCUGCGUCCUUGGCAAUUUCUUCAGUGCCCAUAUUCCAGUUCGGAUCUGGCACCACUAUCGCAGUAGCUCCAUCAAGUUCAAUGUCACAGCCAUCAACUUCUGGGGCAGAGUCAACAGUUUUCGAGCAAAAGGCCGAGAUGGCUCCACCUUUUGGCAGUGGAAGCUUUGGUGCCACAUCUUCUUCCCUUACAAGUACAGGCAAUGGCAUUUUCGGGUUCCCCAAUGUAGCCUCUGCAAGCACUACAAGUUCCUCUACGUCUGCCAAUCAUCUGAGUUCUAACCCUUUUGGUGCUGGCACUGGACCCGUGUUUGGUUUGCAGACAGCAUCCGGAGCUGUUACUUCACCUUUUACUCAGAGUAUUCCAAGCCAGUUGGGCUCAUCUGCCGCAUCACCCACAUUUGGCCCGAGUGCAUCUUCUACUUUCAGCACUGGCAGCUCUCUAUUUGGCUCGUCAAGCUCUGCUUCUAAACUGUUCAGUUCAGGUUCUGGCUUUGGACAGAAUUCUUCAACUACCUUCUCUAUGGGGGCUAAACCUUUUAGCACUGCCAGUUUAUUCAGUUCUAGUUUGCUGCCAGAAUCAUCAGUAAUCAGUACGGCAUUUAGCUCUGCAUCUUCUCCAGCGUCAGGGUUUUCUUUUGGAGGUUCCUUGACCGCUGCUGAUGCUAGUGUUAGUGCAUCAUCUCCAGCAACAGGGUUUUCUCUUGGAGGAUCCUCAGCUGCUGGCGCUGCUACUGUUAUUGCAUCUCCGGCAACAGGGUUUUCAUUUGGAGGAUCCUCAACUGCUGGUCCUGCUACUGGUAGUGCACCAAUGGGAUUUGGCUCUGGUAUUGGUGCCUCAUCAGGGCCAGUUUUCUCAUUCACUUCAGCUUCUUCGGCCACCUUGUCGGCCUCUCUUACCUCAUCACAGCCUGUGUUUAGUGUGCCAAAUCCAAGCAUUACAUUUGGUUCAUCAUGUCCGGCUAAUGACCAGAUGAACAUGGAAGAUAGCAUGGCAGAGGACCCAGUACAAGCAUCUGCACCAAUUGUUCCGACAUUUGGCGAGCCAGCUACUACCCCUUCACCAGGUUUCAUGUUUAAUUCUGCUCCAUCAGGAGCUCCAUUCCAGUUUGGUGCCCAACAGAAUCCGGCUGCUACACAGAACUCGUCUCCAUUUCAGGCUCCUGGGGGAAGCGUCUCAUUGGGUACAGCUGAUAAAUCUAAUCGGAAAAUAUUCCGACCAAAACGAUACAAGAUGCAGAAGAAGUAGACCUUGCUUGUUCAUUAACUGAUUUGGAUGAAUUAGUGAUUUGGGAGGAACACCCUGAUCAUUUCAUGGUGCAUGAUGAGCGACUUGCUGGCUGUGCCUGAUGUUAUUCCUCAGAUGUUUAGUACUAGUAAGGUAAAUCAGCCUCUCUCAGACCUGAAGUCUGGUGGCCCUUAUACUUGGUCUUUCCAGUGCGGGCUUAUAAUGUUUCAAUUUUGGUCAAGUCUUUGUAGUGAUACCAGUGCAUGUUUGCUGUCGGUCUUUUAGUUACUUUCUGGGUCCAGGUUGAGCACUGCUGUUCAUUUCUAGUGUACUUUUCGUGUAACAUAGGAAGAAAGGCUCAUGUCUGUGAAGAACAGUUGCCUGUCAGUAGCCUUCCAUAUGCUCUCAUUUAAUAAUCUUGCUGUCUAUUGUUGGGCAAGAUGAUUUACCAAUCGAAUGUAAUGAAUGUGGUAGAGCAGGAGCACCUGAAUAUUUCAGUGGAAAUGUACAUUUUUUGUUAAGCAUUUAAAUGGCAAAUGGUUCAAAAUGGUACUAUGAGUGAA
This is a messenger RNA of Macadamia integrifolia, 4513 nucleotides long. Its product is annotated as nuclear pore complex protein NUP1-like. Gene Ontology annotation, cellular component: nuclear envelope. The transcript has 9 exons. Lineage: Eukaryota; Viridiplantae; Streptophyta; Magnoliopsida; Proteales; Proteaceae. The record is from RefSeq and is a predicted model, not a curated record. Bases 126 to 3971 code for a protein of 1281 amino acids. Gene Ontology annotation, biological process: nuclear membrane organization.